AUGACUUGCUGUAGUGUCAUGCAAAAAGAAAGCUGUCCACAGCACAGGCUGCUGUCUAGAGGCAGUGUAUCUGUCAGGGUGAGAGAACACCCUGGAGAGAGACAGCUGAUUCUGAUAGGUCAUCUAUAUGAUAUGACACGAGAGCAGUAUAUAUUAGCAACACAACAGAACAGCCUUCCAAGGACUGAACAUCCUCAGUUUUACCCAGUAGGGAUUUAUGGAUGGCGAAAGAGGUGCUUAUACUUCUUUGUCCUUCUGCUGUUGGUUACCAUGAUUGUUAACUUAGCAAUGACAGUAUGGAUUUUGAAGGUGAUGAAUUUCACAGUGGACGGAAUGGGAAAUUUGAGAGUCACUAAAAAAGGAAUACGACUUGAAGGAAUUUCUGAAUUUCUACUUCCACUAUACGUGAAAGAAAUCCAUUCCCGAAAGGAUAGUCCACUGGUCUUACAGUCUGACAGAAAUGUAACAGUGAAUGCAAGAAAUCACAUGGGACAGUUAACUGGACAACUGACAGUAGGAGCUGAUGCUGUGGAGGCCCAGUGUAAGAGAUUUGAAGUGAGGGCAAGUGAAGGUGGAAAAGUAUUAUUUUCUGCAGAUGAAGAUGAGAUUGUCAUUGGAGCUGACAGACUGAAAGUAACAGGCACAGAAGGGGCAGUGUUUGGGCACUCUGUGGAGACACCCCAUAUCAGAGCAGAACCUUCCCAAGACCUCAAACUUGAAUCUCCCACCAGAUCUUUGGUUAUGGAAGCACCCAGGGGAGUGCAAGUCAACGCAGCUGCAGGAGACUUAAAAGCUACCUGUAGGAAAGAAUUGCACUUAAAGUCCACAGAAGGGGAGAUAUUUUUAAAUGCAGAUACAAUCCGCCUGGGAAAUCUACCAGUGGGUUCCUUUUCUUCCUCCUCCUCCUCUUCUUCCUCCUCGUCAUCCAGCUCUUCAGCUCCUCGUCAGACUAUCUAUGAGCUCUGCGUCUGUCCCAAUGGUAAACUUUACCUGUCCCCAGCAGGAGCAGGCUCCACGUGUCAAUCCAGUAGCAACAUCUGCUUGUGGAGCUAGAAUGACUCCGAUUUCUCCUCACACCAGAAUAGCCUUUUGUUACUGUCCCUCUGCUUCACAGUUCUGCUCGGUUUCCCUUGUGACAAGUUCGACCCUUCAAACGGCCUGCAGAGCAACUUCUUCCAGUGUAA
Colius striatus (speckled mousebird) is the source of this 1184-nucleotide messenger RNA. It is a transcript of the gene SGCZ, whose product is annotated as sarcoglycan zeta. The coding region runs from base 1 to 1053 and encodes 350 amino acids. The record is from RefSeq and is a predicted model, not a curated record. Gene Ontology annotation, cellular component: sarcolemma; sarcoglycan complex. The transcript has 8 exons. NCBI's taxonomy places the organism in Eukaryota, Metazoa, Chordata, Aves, Coliiformes, Coliidae. Gene Ontology annotation, biological process: heart contraction; cardiac muscle tissue development.